UAUGAACUUGUGUAUGAUUAAGCUGCAGGAAGCAUGAAGAAGGGAAAAGACUGCAAACGGGACGCGGUAUACUCACUCUUUUAGCCUUUUAAUGAGGACGAGUUGCCUUAUGGCUUCUCACAGGGUGACUUUUUCCACCGGGUCACACUUUUUCUAGCAGCGCUCCUUCACUCCUGAGAGUUGUCUUGUUAAUAAAAUCCGGAGCAUUCAGCCUGAACCCCGUGCUGUUUUUCCUCUUUCCACCGUGCGUAAUUAUCUCUCCAGGAUCGAAAAGAAGGCGACAACACAACAACACGAGGACGAGGGAUCAAGACAGACAUAAAAAAAAAUAAUAAAAAAAACAACUGGGGGGGGAAAAUGAAAGCCGUCUUGGAUAUCUGCUGGAUUUUCCUCAUGCUGCACACUCCCGGCGUGCUGUCCUUGUCCACACAUGUAGCAGUAAUCUACCCCCAGGACCCCGUCCUUCGCAUGGGGUCCAAUCUAACCGCCAGCUGUUGGGUUCACUCCGACCUCGGUGUCCACGCCAGCUCUCUGUUCUGGACACUCAAUGGUCAACAGCUGCCUAGCUCCCUGUACCGAGUGCUCAGCCCGACAAACCUCAGUGUGACGCUGGCUGGGCUCAACGCCUCGAGGCAAACGUCCGGUGACAACCUGGUCUGUCACAACCACAAGGGACACAUCUUGGCGGGCUCCUGCCUCUACGUCGGGAUGCCUCCAGAGAAGCCGGUCAAUCUGACCUGCUGGUCCAGGAACACCAAAGACCUGACUUGCAGCUGGGCUCCAGGAGGAAAAGGAGAGACCAACAUUAGCACACAGUACACUCUCAAGUACAAACUCAGAUGGUACGGUAAGGAGAAGGAGUGUGAGGAUUACACUCAUUCGCAGCCGUACUCCUGCAGCAUCACUCGGGACCUGCACCUCUUCACGCCCUAUGAGAUCUGGGUGGAGGCCUCCAAUCAGCUCGGCCAGGCUACCUCUGAUGUCAUCACCCUCGACAUCCUAGACGUGGUGACCACGGACCCUCCAUCAGGUGUGACUGUCAGUCGUGUCGGGCAGUUAGAGGAUCAACUGAGUGUUCGCUGGGAGGCCCCACCCGCUCUCAAGGACUUCCUGUUUCAGGCCAAAUACCAGAUCCGCUACAGACUGGAGGACAGCCAAGACUGGAAGGUGAUGGAUGACGUUGGGAAUCAGACAUCUUGUAGACUGGCUGGACUGAGACCUGGAACAGUGUACUUUGUCCAGGUUCGCUGUAACCCCGUGGGCAUCUACGGCUCUCGCAAAGCUGGGAUCUGGAGUGAGUGGAGCCAUCCUACAGCUGCAUCCACACCCCACAGUGAGCGGUUGAUGUCGGGCUCCUGUGACUCAAAGUCCAGCGGGGACUCCAACUCCACCCUGCGCAGGGAGCUGAAGCAGUUCUUUGGCUGGGUGCGGAAACACGCCUACGGCUGCAGCAGCAUGUCCAUGAAGCUGUACGACCAGUGGAGAGUGCUGAUGCAGAAAUCCCACAAAGCUCGCAACCAGGUAGGUUCUCCAAGGGGAUAAAUCCUAGCACACGCUGGCUUUUCAAGCAGAAAACAACAGAAAAGAACUGAGUGAGUGUGUUUUUGUAUAUGUGUGUGUUUGAGAAAGAGAGAUUGUAUUCUUAUAUGGGAAUUAUAGGACAUUUUGCUCUGGACAUUUUGUGCGAAUACCAGCUGUGGCCGGAGAGAAAGGACAUCCAACGAGAAGCUGUGAGAUUAUCCUCUUUUAGGCGUCUUUUCCAGUUGACAUGAGCAAUUUUUUUUGUCUGAAAAGGUGCAACUGGGAGGAACUGAAAGGUGGAUUUGCCAUGGACAUCCUGGUAUCAUUAUUAGAAAGUGACCAUGCGGACUAUUCUGCUUUCUCAAAGGACGUUGUAGCAUGAAUAACUUGGGCAUCAGUAAAGACAUUUGUCAUGUACCUGCUCUAAAUGUGCACAGAGGUGAUCAAUACAGAUUCAAACUAACUAGAAGUGUUGCCCCGAGCAUCUAAAAGUAUUCUGUGACCUUUUUUUGAGUUUCUCCUGUGGAUCCAAAGCACCAUCUAGUGGCUGUUCGGAGUCCAUGGACACUGUGCUCCUGAUGUAAAAAGAAAAAGUAUCAAAUUAUCAUACAGUAUUUUCUAAUUCAUGCUUUGUUAUAUAAAUGGAUAAUGUGCCAAACUGGUUCACCCAGCGUUCAUGUGUUUCUGAGCGACAGUAUGUGACUGAUGACAUGAUGGUGUUUGUGUAUGGAGACGUUUCACUGCCUUUAUUUUUGUACUGAAUUGUACCAGCAUAUUUAAAACUGUAUAAAGUUAUGUUUUAUUUCUUAAGUUAUGUUUAGUUAGUAAAGAAAUAUCAAUGACUGAA
Molecule: messenger RNA, 2368 nt
Organism: Morone saxatilis (striped sea-bass)
Lineage: Eukaryota; Metazoa; Chordata; Actinopteri; Moronidae
Gene: crlf1a
Product: cytokine receptor-like factor 1a
Exons: 9
Coding region: 358-1542 (394 amino acids)
Biological process (GO): cytokine-mediated signaling pathway
Cellular component (GO): external side of plasma membrane
Molecular function (GO): cytokine receptor activity; protein binding
Source: RefSeq, a predicted model, not a curated record